This is a messenger RNA of Alternaria atra, 813 nucleotides long. RefSeq lists its product as uncharacterized. The coding region runs from base 1 to 813 and encodes 270 amino acids. The transcript has a single exon. The record is from RefSeq and is a predicted model, not a curated record. NCBI's taxonomy places the organism in Eukaryota, Fungi, Ascomycota, Dothideomycetes, Pleosporales, Pleosporaceae.
AUGCCCACCAGCACCAUCUACGUAUGGAGCGGAAACAUGCAAGCUAACAUGUCCAGAAAUAGCGUUACCAUUGCACUCGAAACUGAUGAUGGUCGUCAUGUCCCGACUGAACUCAGCAGUCGCAUGCGUAGACGUUGUCCCGCAUUGAACGCGAUACCCCAAGGUGCCAUACUACGAGGUGUAGAAGUCGAACCUUUCCGCGCCGUGGUGAGCUAUCUGGAUGGCGACGAGUCCCCGAGAAUCUCGGUCUUCACAAAUCACAUCGGUAGCAAUGAAUUCUUACUUUUCUUCGCUCAAACGUGGGUGCUCGCGGCGCGACUUGGUCUUCCUAUUUUGCAGAAUGACCUCAUGACAAUCAUGAUCAGUAUUCAUGCCAGCAUGGUUGACGGAAGAGGCACAGACUCGGGACUUCAGUACACCGCUGGCGAGUCCCUCUCCAAAGCUUUCCAGCAUCUCCGAGACCAAAUUGGACGCAACACCGAUGCCGAAAACUUUCUCAUAUGCUUCGCUGGUAGGACAGCACCGCUGAUCGACGAGCUGGAGCGGAACCUCAAUAGCGGAGAGAUUGACGGCGCCAUUCGAAAAGAGAUACUGGCGGAAGCACGAUCUUUCGGUCCAGAUCCCAUCAAACACCAUCCACAAGCAUUCCUCGUCAAUCAGGAGAAUCCCCUAGAAUACCCAAAACUCGAGAUACAGUCGAAAAAUGUACCGUGGGCACUUUCCGAGACAUCACUUCCGGACAUCGUGGAUAAGGCAGCUACACCACAGCUUUCUCAUAUGUACGGAGAACUGGGCAACGACAUGCGAAAGUAA